UGGAAGCCCGAGGGUGGGUCUACCUAUCCAAGGAGAUGGAAAAUGCAAUGGUAAUAGAAUUAGUGCUGGGAACGGCGCCAAACUCGUUGUUUAGACAAGCGGAACGAGAAGUGGUAUCGGUGGCAUAUCAGCGGGCGCAAAUGGAAAUGGAUAAGAUGGAGGUGCGAGUGGAGCUCGGGGAUAGGGGAAAUGUGACGCGGCCUCUUAGAACAAUGAGGGUAGGUAAAGGGAUGGCAUCAGAAGAGGAGGCCGAAGGGUUGCGGAACAAGGGGAGUCAGGGCACAGAUAGAGGCGGGGAAUGGAACGAAGGGUCGGUAAGGGAUCGAGAGUCGGCAAAGCCAGAGUGGACCAGGGAAGACGGGAAGGACCACUCGACAGGGGAAAGUUCGGGGAAAGCCGGGGGAAGCAAAAGAGGACCUCAGGAAAGCAGGGAAAAAAUGGACAACAGCAGGGCGAAUCCUCGAAACUCUGACGGGACCACGUCCAAGAAAACGAAAGUCUCGGACGCACGCCGUAAGCUAGCAGAAAUAGAAAAGAGAACCGCGAAAUAUAAGGCAAGGCUUAUUGAAGAGAUGAUGGCGGGGAAUGAAGGAGACCUUCCGGGAGAGGAGCUACGAGGGGAACGCAGGGCCACCCAAAGCGAAGUCGGGCACGGAGGGAAGGAUAGUAGCCAUAAAGGGAGUCCUAGCAAGAGAGGAAAGGAGAAGGGGGAGUCCCCUGUUAUAGAAGCCAAAAAAGCUACAACCCCACCUGCUAUGGACAGUGGUGCUACCCGUUUGCCCACCACGCCGAAAGUAACUAAGGGGUGCGACGGACUUUGGAGUCUCAGGGAAAGGGUGUUAGGAUGGUUUGAUCCGGAGAGUAUGCCAAAAGCCGGGGAAAAACAGAGGGAUACCAAAGAAGGAGAAGGGACCAGUGCGGUCGGCAAACCGGGGAACUCUAAAGGGGGCCUCAAGAGGAUAGUAGCCACCCUCACUCGGGCGCUGAAUAAGAAUCAGGGGUAUCUUGCGGAUGCCAAGAAAAAACUUACUUUCGGCGGGGCAAACAUUACGGAGUUCCUAAUUGACUACGAGAACCUGACGGCCUUGCUGAAAUGGACUGAGGAAGAAAAAAUGGACCACUUAGGGCAGCAUGUGUCGCUAAGCUUAGGAAGGGACAUUAUGGCUAUUGUCGCCUCUAGUGGAUCCUGGAAAGAGACCCGGAACGAGAUGAUGAGGAAAAACCUGAAGGCAGAGAAAAUGACAACAAAAGCCGAGUUGGCGGCAGUCCAAAGGAAGAACUAUGCGACUUACAACGACUUCCUAAGGGCGUUUACUCUAGUGGCACUACGAAUUCCCGAGGCAAGCCCGAGAUUGCUUAAAGGACUUAGGCAAUUACUAACGCGCAGACGCGUAGAGGUAGAGGAGGCCCCGGAACCACAGGAGCCGGAGACGGAAGAGGCUGAGGCACCACAAGGGGUCUCCAACCUCCAGAGGAUCCCAGGGGAUCUUGAGGACCUGGAAAAGGUCUUUGUAGACAUCCGCCUAAGCCUACCAGACCGAGAGGGGGGUGAAGUCAGGAGGGCACCACCCGGGACGAAGCUUAGCUUUCAUGCACUGCCCGCAGGAAAGCUAAAAGUUCAGAUCGGAACCCACCACACAGAUGCACUAGUGGAUGAUGGUGCUGAAAUCACCCUCAUACGACGAGACUUCGCAACAAUUACGGGUAUGAGGGGAAGAGUAGAGAUCAUGAUUGAGGAGGCUUUUGACAAGAAGGAGUGGAUCAAGAUGGGUCUGCCUCUAAAGAAAAGGAGGCAAGAGGAUGAGGUGCUAGGGGUUAUGGUGGCAGAGAAGGAGGCGGAAGUCGAGUUUGGGGCCAACCUGCCCAAAUCAAAGGAAGACCGGAAGGAAACGUCGGAGGUAGUACUUGAAGUUCUAGACUUGUUACAACUCGUUGAGGCUAUCAGGUAUCACAAGGCAUACCUAUUCGGGAGACGUUUUAUCCUGAGAAUCGAUCCGACCAAUGUCGCCGGGGCGUUAAAGAACUACAAGCCCAUAGACCUGACCGUUGGGAGAUGGAUAGGCUUCAUAUGGCAAUUCGAUUACAAGGUCGAGCGAAUUGCAGGGCUCAGAAAUAGGGCAGACGGGCUAAGUCGGGUUCGCAUUACGCCGGAGGGAGUAGAGGAUGCGGAACCGAUCGACGCCUUCCUAGAAUAUGAGGGGGGGACCCUUAUCGUAGAUAACGAGAUGGCAUGCACCGCUCCUACAAUGGACCAACUGUUGAUUCAGGCCCUAGAAAAGGGCGCGUCCACCAUAGUUGCGGAACUCAGGGAAGGACCAAUCAUCACGUUUAGACGCAAGAAUGAGAAUGAUUCGUGGGGAGCAACGAUAGGGUCAAAGGAAGAGUUGAUGGCAAUGGCCGUGGAAGGGGGUCAAGAUGCUUUGAUGAACCUAACAGAAACCUGGACGCGAAGGGAGCGGCGGUAUCUAGUGAAUCAGGCUCAGGAGGGGCAAAACACCGAUCAGAAGGGACAUAAAUUCUUCCUUAUACAGAUGUAUGAUGGCACCUUUAGAGAAAUCGGUCUGUUGCUUAUAGGAAAUAAGCAGCCUAUGCAAGUCAGCCUCAAGGCAAGGGAGGAAGCCAGGAAGUAUUUCUUGGAUGCAAGGGACAACCUCAGUGGUUACGUGGAGGCGGUAACUCGUAAGAGAAAAAUGGGGAAGGGAGUGGCCAACUGGAUAAAGGACUUCUACCUAAGGCACCCCUUUGUGCGCAGGUUCAUAGCGGAUAAUGGGAUGGAAUUUGUAAAUCACGAAGUGCUAAGCAGACUCAAGACGCUGUGUGUACCUAUCAAGAUCAUUGAACCAUAUCACCCUGACGCCAAUGCACCAGUAGAAAGGGGGCACCGGACCUUGAAAAUCACAAUCGCUAAGUUGGCGGCCGAUGACCUGGGGAACUGGUCUCGGUACCUUAAGCAGGUCGUCUUCGCAGAAAACAUGACGCCAAAAAGGACGACGGGAUGCAUUCCGGCAGAACUCUCGUAUGGGAGGGAGAUUGAUUUCUCGGUGGAAGCUUUGGUUCCUACCUGGAACAGGCUAGAUGACAAUCCGCACAUGUCCACAGAAGAGACUGAUCGUCGCACGUUGCCAACAGGUCAUUAGAAAUGAGGAAGCCUUGGAGGAUGUGGUUAAGCGUGUGAUGGACAGCCGAAUGAGGGACAAAGCAAGAUGGGACCAGGUCAAAAAUAUCCGAAAGGAGCCGCUCCAGGUGGGGGAAAUGGUACUAGUUAGGAACUCGGCACUUGAAAACACAUGGUCUGGACAGCUGGGGAAAAGGUUCAAAGGCCCCUACAGGGUCGCAAAGCGGGUGGGCCUGAACACUUUUGAACUUGAAGAUCUUGAUGGUACUGCGAUAAAAGGGUCAUUUUCGG
Molecule: messenger RNA, 3406 nt
Organism: Chara braunii
Lineage: Eukaryota; Viridiplantae; Streptophyta; Charophyceae; Charales; Characeae
Source: the annotation of a GenBank genome assembly